Molecule: messenger RNA, 678 nt
Organism: Sphenostylis stenocarpa
Lineage: Eukaryota; Viridiplantae; Streptophyta; Magnoliopsida; Fabales; Fabaceae
Source: the annotation of a GenBank genome assembly
AUGAUCAAACAUGCUAUUUGUUUCUUAGUAUUCUUGUAUGCACUGCAUGCGACACAUGCAGUGGAUUACAGUGUCACUAACAACGCAAUCACAACUUCUGGUGGUGUGGCUUUCCGUGACAAAAUUGGAGCAGACUACGCCAAGCGAACACUUGAAUCUGCCACCCAAUUCAUAUGGAGUGUCUUUAAGCAGAGCAACCCUGCUGACAGAAAAAACGUGCAGAAGGUAAGUUUGUUCGUGGAUGACAUGGAUGGAGUUGCAUAUACUAGCAACGAUCAGAUCCAUUUGAGUGCAAGAUAUGUUGGAAGCUAUCAAGGGGAUGUGAAAACAGAGAUUUCGGGGGUGCUCUAUCAUGAAAUGGUCCACGUUUGGCAGUGGAAUGGAAAUGGUGGUGCUCCUGGGGGAUUGAUUGAAGGUAUAGCAGACUAUGUGAGGCUGAAGGCAAACUAUGCACCUAGCCACUGGGUAAAACCGGGGCAAGGUCAGAAAUGGGACCAGGGUUAUGAUGUCACUGCUCGUUUUUUGGACUACUGUGAUAGUCUCAAAAGUGGGUUUGUGGCACAAUUGAACAAGUUGUUGAGGAGUGGUUACAGUGAUCAAUACUUUGUUCAGUUACUGGGAAAGCCAGUGAAUCAACUAUGGACAGACUAUAAGGCCAAGUAUGGCAACAUUGCCUAA